Ceratotherium simum simum (southern white rhinoceros) is the source of this 1004-nucleotide messenger RNA. It is a transcript of the gene APOE, whose product is annotated as apolipoprotein E. Gene Ontology annotation, cellular component: extracellular vesicle; low-density lipoprotein particle; very-low-density lipoprotein particle. Gene Ontology annotation, molecular function: phosphatidylcholine-sterol O-acyltransferase activator activity; phospholipid binding; cholesterol transfer activity. The record is from RefSeq and is a predicted model, not a curated record. Gene Ontology annotation, biological process: lipoprotein metabolic process; acylglycerol homeostasis; cholesterol metabolic process. Lineage: Eukaryota; Metazoa; Chordata; Mammalia; Perissodactyla; Rhinocerotidae.
UGUCUCCCUCCCGCAGGUUGACCAAUCGCAGACGGCAAGAUGAAGGUUCUGUGGGCUGCGUUGGUGGUUACGCUCCUGGCAGGAUGCGGGGCCGACGUGGAGCCGGGGCCCGAGGUGCAGCUGGGGAAGGAGUGGGCCACGUGGCAGGCCAGCCAGCCCUGGGAGCAGGCCUUGGGCCGCUUCUGGAACUAUCUGCGCUGGGUGCAGACGCUGUCCGAGCAGGUGCAGGAGCAGCUGCUGAGCAGCCAGGUCACCGAGGAACUGACGGCGCUGAUGGACGACACCAUGAAGGAGGUGAAGGCUUGCCAGUCGGAGCUGGAGGAGCAGCUGGGCCCCGUGACCGAGGAGACGAAGGCCCGCGUGUCCAAGGAGCUGCAGGCGGCCCAGGCCCGGCUGGGGGCGGACAUGGAGGAGGUGCGCAGCCGCCUGGCGCAGUACCGCGGCGAGCUGCAGGCCAUGGUGGGCCAGAGCACCGAGGAGCUGCGGGGGCGCCUGAGCGCCCACCUGCGCAAGAUGCGCAAGAGGCUGCUCCGCGACGCCGAGGACCUGCAGCGGCGCCUGGCGGUGUACCAGGCCGGGAUCUGGGAGGGCGCCGAGCGCAGCGUGAACACGCUCCGCGAGCACCUGGGGCCGCUGGCGGAGCAGGCCGCCACCGUGCACACCCUGGUCAGCAAGCCGCUGCAGGAGCGGGCCGAGGCCUGGGCCCAGCGGCUGCGCGGGCGGCUGGAGAAGGCGGGCUUCCCGGUGGGGGACCGCCUGGACGAGGUGCGUGAGCAGGUGCAGGAGGUGCGGGCCAAGGUGGAGGAGCAGGCCAACCAGGUGCGCCUGCAGGCCGAGGCCUUCCAGGGCCGCCUCAAGAGCUGGUUCGAGCCCCUCGUGCAAGACAUGCAGCAAAAGUGGGCCGAGCUGGUGGAGAAGGUGCAGUUGGCCGUGGGCGCCGUGCCCACCUCUGUGCCCAGUGAGAAGCAGUGAGCGCCCUGCCCCCGCUCCUGCGCCACGCCCCC